AUGCGAGAAGAAUUUCUUUUGUGGUUAUGCAAAUUAAUAUUCAUGAUUAAAGGAGGCAUUAACACACAUUACACAAAACAUACACAAAAUUAUCGACUUAGAUGUGGGAUGUUAGAAUUAUUCUUGCUUGAGUUUUGUUCAUUCGGAACUAUUACAUGCCAAUUUAAUCAAACAUUCGAAUAUUUAAUUUUAUUGUAUCGUCUUUUAGCACUGCACAAUAUUCAAAAGAAUGAGAACAACCAUAACUAA
This is a messenger RNA of Clunio marinus, 249 nucleotides long. NCBI's taxonomy places the organism in Eukaryota, Metazoa, Arthropoda, Insecta, Diptera, Chironomidae. The record is from the annotation of a GenBank genome assembly.